GCUUCAUUUUGUUUGGGUUUCUCACUCGUUUCUGCUCCUCUUUUACGGUUUCAAUUGGUUUUUGUCUUCAGCAGCUGCUCAAUUCUGUUUCAGUGAGUGAGUGAGAGAGAGAGAGAGAGAGAGAGAACAAAAUGAAGAGUUUGCAGUGAUGGGUACGGUAAGAAAUGCUGUAGAAGGGGAAGAGAAGGUAAGGAUAAUGGAGUGGGAGAAACAAGAGCAGCAGCAGCAGCAGCCGCAGCAACAGCAAAAUGCUGGGGUGAUGUACGUGAAAGUUAUGACAGAUGAGCAGAUGGAGCUGCUUCGGAAACAAAUCUCUAUUUACGCUACCAUUUGUGAGCAGCUCGUCGAGAUGCACAAAGCCAUUACUGCUCAGCAGGAUCUCGCUGGAAUGAGGCUGGGAAAUCUAUAUUGUGACCCACUGAUGGCAUCAUCUGGACACAAAAUAACUGCAAGGCAGCGAUGGACUCCUACACCCAUCCAGCUCCAAAUUCUUGAACGUAUCUUUGAUCAAGGCAAUGGGACUCCCAGCAAGCAGAAGAUCAAAGAGAUAACUUCUGAGUUGACACAACAUGGACAGAUUUCUGAAACAAAUGUUUAUAACUGGUUCCAGAACAGGAGGGCUAGAUCAAAAAGGAAGCAACAGGUUUCGAUACCAAAUAAUGCGGAAUCGGAAGUGGAGACAGAGGUAGAGUCCCCAAAGGAAAAGAAGACAAAGCCAGAGAACAUUCACUUUCAUGAGAAUCAAGCUCAAAAGGCUGAGGACCUAUGCUUCCAAAGUGCUGAGAUAAGCUCUGAACUGCACUCCUUAGAUCCACAUCCAACUAAAAUGGAGGCCACGUUCCCAUUGGAUGGGAUUGAUCACCUGAUUAGAAAAAUGGAAGUCCCAGGGAGCUACAAUCCUUAUCGACAGGGGGAAGGCUACAAUAUGAUUGGGUGAUGCUUUUCUCAUCCAUAGUCUUCUUUAAUCAAAAACAGGCAGGGCGAUAUUUUGUCAUAAAGUUAUGCAGCAAUUAGAAUCCAGGUCCAUGACUGUUUGAUAAUAGUGGACUUGGUAACAGUUGAAAAACAGAACAUUUAAUUGUGAAAAUAUAUGAAUCAUACAUAACAUAGUUAACAUUUACCAUCAUACAGAGAAGUUAGAUUUAGCAGGACUUUUUUUUGAAAGACUUGAGAGUCAUGGAUUCACAAUCAAACUCCAAAAAACUGGGUCAUUUGGACGAACAAGUUUCAGUAAGGGAAUAUAUGUGCUACUUAACCAGCUUGAUAUACACGUAGUGCUAAUUUAUAAUUGAUCAUUGAACUUUUGAUUUAUCUGUUGUUCAUGUUAAUUGUGUUUAUAUGUCAUGAACAUUAAGGGGUGUGAUCGUGUUGUGUGGAGUUCUCAGACGUUUUGAUAUUGAACAGACAUGCUCCGGAAAGGGAGCUUUAAGCUUUGUACUCUGUAUAUUUUCUUGCUAUUAGUCAAAUACUAUUGGAGUUGGAUUGUAAUGUUUUAUAUA
Nelumbo nucifera (sacred lotus) is the source of this 1499-nucleotide messenger RNA. RefSeq names its product WUSCHEL related homeobox 13 (gene WOX13). Lineage: Eukaryota; Viridiplantae; Streptophyta; Magnoliopsida; Proteales; Nelumbonaceae. The record is from RefSeq and is a predicted model, not a curated record. Gene Ontology annotation, molecular function: DNA-binding transcription factor activity; DNA binding.